Rubroshorea leprosula is the source of this 875-nucleotide messenger RNA. The record is from the annotation of a GenBank genome assembly. Lineage: Eukaryota; Viridiplantae; Streptophyta; Magnoliopsida; Malvales; Dipterocarpaceae.
UUGUCACUUGCUAGUUCUUUACAUUUUAACAUAGGUAUUGCCACAUAGGUAAGCAUCUAACCUAAAUCAAUUAAAUUGGAGUAGUGACAUUAUUUUUUUGGCCCUGAGUAGCUGGCAUUAUAGGUAAGUCAAUAGAUUUACCCUUAAUUCACCGUAUGAUUUUAUCACUUAACACAAUGCUCCACAUGCAAGCUCAGAAUGGAUGUUGUCCUGUCACAUGGGCUAACCCACAGCUCAUCAGUCUCAGUCAACCUCCCCUGGGUUGUGUGCAUCACCAGCUUCAAGCAACCUCCCCUGGGCUGCAGACCAACAGGCUUGAUAUAAAAUGUGGCCUGGGCUCUGAUAUCAUGAAAUUGUGAAAAAGAGAUGGAGACAAGAUAUGUACUUAGGGUUAAUACAACAUUGGAGAAUCACUUAGCAUUUAUGUUUAAAUUUUCAGGCCUUGAGCACUGCUGAGAUGGUUGCUGAUAUGGUACUGGGUAACACUCCUCAUGUAGACAGAGCUCCGUAUUCUGUUCAAGGCCGAUGUUGCUUGUUUAAUGUGUGCUGAAGAGGGAAUUCUGAGGAACAAUCAUCAUGGAUAUGUUUUUCGACUAAAUAUUUAGCAGCUGAUGUUAUAAAAUUAGCUUGAUCUCAGAAGUUAGAGCUAAAUACUGAAUUGUGCUGCUAAUUAACUGCAGCACUGGAGACAAUCAUAGCGUUUAGGGGGUACAUCUAUGGGUGGUUUUAUUUUAUUUCAACUACCAACCUUUUGCCAUGCUUACUUCCUAUAAAUACUUGUAUAAUUUGUUCUGAACAUAUUUGCAAGAUUCAUCAAUCUGUCCUUGUUAUGAAAACUUGAAAUGUUACAGACUGUUGGCUAUCCAAAAUUUUUC